UGUGGAAGGCACCGACACCCCCACACCGGCAGUUCUGCUCCCGGUCUCCCGUUGGCACUGAGGCGAUGGGCGGAGGCGGAGGAGGAGAGGAGCGGCUGCAACGUCGGACUCGGAUCCCAGUGCCUCUCCCCCCGACACAGCCCCACUCGCGUGUUAGCCCCGCGAUGGUCAUUCGCUAUCUGCUCCGCACCGGAGUCUGUCUGCUCCUGUUACAGACUGUGUCUGCAACACACGGAGCAGAUGUGACCUACCAGUUAUCAGAUCAAAUGACAGCAGGAACAUCCAAGUUACCUCCCGAAUGGCCUCGGACACUUCGCCCUCUUCACCAGCGAGCUUUGCCCUCCUUCGUGCGACUGCCUGCGGACACCGACGCUCUGAUCACCGAGUCAGUCGGGGAAACAGUCACCUCUAAGAGUGGCGUUGCUACGUUCCAGUCGGAGCCUACGCAAGGGACUGGACAAAAGGCUGUCAAUCGAACCAGAAGCACAUUGAGAGCGGGAGCUUCUCCCUCGCUCUUUGCAGGUAUCGAUCGCGGUAAAGCUCACCUCGAGCCCGAGUCUGUCACUUCAGCACCAGCAGCGGAAUAUGUUUCUUCCAAUCCAGGUGGAAUGGUGGCCGUCAAUUCCUCCUCCGUGAGGACUUCAGACCGUACAGAUUCUGUCAGUGUUGUUUCCCGCGUGACCACCUCGGAUGGUUUGACGGCCAAUGUCCCAGCAACACAAACAUCUCCGGGGACAGCGUAUCCCACAGCGGUGACUGUCGGCAACGUAACCGAGAACACGCUGACAUCAGCGAAUCCUUUACACACAUUAACCGCAAUCAGCUCAACCAUCAUGACUACAUUGGGCAUGAAGACAACUGAUCUGGAUGACAGAUUAAGCCCUCCAUUCCAGGCCCUGAGCACAGUCACAACGAAGGGUCCUACUUCGAUAGUUUCUUCGCAAACACCAUUCGUAUCCACCGCUUCGACCACCACUCCCGGUCGAGCCCUGACCACUGUGCCCGUCAGGACCACAUCCUCGACACAGGGUGCCACACGCACGCUGGCCGUGGAUACAACCAACGCUUCCGGCAGGACGACGACCACAGACUUGAUCAAAACGUCAACGUCAGACUUGACCCUGAUGAUAACAUCGGCCUUGAUGUCGGUCACUACCCCUGCCGCACUGGCCAGGACCUCGCUGCCCACCAAGGCAACAGCCGAGGUACCCACCAGCUCUUCCUCUGCACCCAGCCUGAUGUGCAAAUUGUCGGACAGACUCUGGGUCAGGACAGUUUUGACGUUGUCUUCGAGAAGAAUCCGAACACAAGAGCUGGAGCAGAACAUGACCAGAGGACUGACACAAGCCCUGAAACGAGCUUUCAACCUCAGUAACAUCUGGGCUCGGAUCGAGAGCUUGGAGCGAAGGACCAAUGUGUUCAUUGGGUUCUAUGCUGUGAGCGGAGGCCAGGUUUUCAUACCGGCCACCGUAACUGAAACCAUUGUAACCUACGGCAUUGAGAAUCUCACCCGAGACCUGCAACAGCAUGUGCCCGCCCUUCAGUCUAUCCUCGUCUCUGCCCAGCCCUGGGUCCCAUUCCCAGAUCCCUGGUUCCAGUUAAAAACAGUGCUGCAGUUUGUGAGUGCAACGAAUAUCAUCAAGUUCUGCCACUUUGUUCAAGAUAUGGAAGAAAGUUUGCGGAAAGCAUUUGAAGAGGCCGAGUCCAGGACUACGAACAUCCACAGUAACUUAAGUAUUCAGAUUCUGAACGCGUCUGUGGCCGAUGGUUCCUCUGCUGUGACGAUGAUUUACACGGUGAGGAAUCAGAGUGUCCUCCUGAAUGGCACGAGCUCGAGCAGCCUGCUGCACCACCUGACAGCCGCUGAGCUGGGCUAUUACCUGACGUACCCUCCCCUGAUACUUGCCGAACCUUUGGAAUAUGAAAAUCUUGAUACUUCAGUGGCAACUGAAAAAUACUGGGUGAUUACAGUCAUCCUGGGCGUUGACAAUGGCUCACUGAACGAGAAGUACCAAAGCUUUGCCAGCCUGAUGGAGCGGCGCCUGGCGAAUCUCUUCACCAUCGCCCAGCAGCAGGGGCGCAGGUUCAAACGUGCCUCCACCAUCGGCAGCUACACUCUGCAGAUGGUAACCAUCAAACGACUUUCUGCUCCUAAAAACCCUACUGAAUUAACGUAUUAUGCCCUGGAGAAUGGAGUGCCGUUGCCUGGCACAAUAGCAGCAAAGGUACUGAGCACGGUGGACCCACAGACGAUGGCUCUGGAGCUAGGCUAUCGCGUUCAACUCCAGGCAGAACCUGUGGUCAAAAACCCACCCAAUAACCUGUGGAUCAUCGCUGCGGUGCUGGCUCCAGUCGGGGUGGUGACCGUUAUAAUCAUCAUUAUUUCCGCAGUGCUGUGCAGGAAAAACAAGAGUGAAUUUAAAUCCGAGACGAUGUCCAACCUGCACCAGAGAGCAAAGCCAGUACAAGGGUUUGACUACGCCAAACAGCACAUUGGUCAACAGGGCGGAGAGGAUGAAGUGACCGUCACUCAAGAAACCGUAGUGUUGCCACUUUCUGGACAAGAUGGAACUGUAACCCAAGAAAGUGAAAUCUCGCAGGACGGGAGUAAUGCCAAACCACCCAAAACAGUUGAUGUUCGAAGGAGACCAUGUGCAAUCUGCUCUAUCAUGGACUCUACCCAAGCCAUUUCAUCUCCUGAGGAAAGAUUCUACUCGGUUACUCCUUGCCCCCCACAAAGGUUACCCAGCGAGCAAGAUUCUGUCAUCAGUGAACAAUCGGGCAAAGGGGAUUCUGGAAGGAGCAGCCCCCAGAAGCCAAUGGCUCAGCAGAAAAUUGGAAAGGAAGAGACGAAGAGGAGAAAUGUGCCAAACAGCGACGAUGAGGAAGGUGCCACCCUGUUUGAGCACGUCUCAAAGACAUCUGACGAUCUGUUUGAUACAUCUUCUGGCUCAGUUCACUUGCUCUCUGUGAAACCCCUGGCAGCACCUCCAGUUUAUUCCCAGCCAGCCUCGGAGAGGAGCCCAGACCAGACAGUGGUAAAUGGAGAGGUAAACAAGGCUCUAAAGCAGAAAUCCGAUAUCGAGCAUUAUCGCAAUAAACUCCGGCUGAAAGCAAAGAGGAAAGGUUACUAUGAUUUCCCUGACAUGGAAGGGAAUCAGCCAUUGACAGACACACAACGAAAAAUGUACGAAAGAGGUCAGAUGGAAAUUAACCGGGUUUUGGAAGAUGAUUCUCGUAUACCCUUCACAUACACGGAGCCUAGAAACAGACAAACCCACCCGAGGAACCAUGUGUACAGAAGCAGACAGUCUUUAAACAGCCCGAGCCCGGGAGGAACAGAGAUGGACCUUCUGGUCACGAGGGAAAGAUCACGUCGUGGCAUUCGUAAUAGUGGAUAUGAUACGGAGCCAGAACUGAUAGAAGAAACCAACAUCGACAGAAUUGUGGAGGCUCGGACUUCUGCCCGCUCCCGGCCACCCAAAGGCCACUCCGAGACAUCGACCCUCAGCUCCCAGCCUUCCAUUGACGAAGUCAGGCAGCACAUGCACCAGCUCCUGGAGGAAGCCUUUAGCUUGGCCUCUGCUGGCCGCGGAGCACACAACAGGCACCAAAUGCACUACAGUGCCGGCCAGCCUUAUACCGAACUGGUGACCAGCGCGCCUGGAACCAUGACCAGAUCAAGGGGUGGAGUCCAAUGGGUUCCCACCUAUGGACAGGAUAUGUACCAGUACAGUUUGCCCAGGCCUGCGUACAGAUAUUCUCAGCUUCCGGAAAUUGCUGUGGGAUCCCCUCCACCCAUCCCACCGAGGACUGGACCAAUGGCUGUGGCCUCUCUCAGACGCUCGACAUCAGAGAAUGGGAAUAACAUGAGAGGAGGAGCCCGGCCGGGGCCCGAGCUUUCCCAGCAGGAAGCCACAUUUGUGCCGGUCUCCAGAACCUCAGUGUCAGCAGCUCCUGUGGAACAGCCAGUUACAAAUUACUCAGGUAGCCCAGCGGUUUAUGCUAUACCAGCUAACAGACCUGGGUUCCCGAGCUACUUCAUCCCAACACCGCCUGCCCCCUACAGGAGCCAUGCCUGGACUCAGUAUGUGGGAGAUGGCGAUGUGCAGGGCCAGUGGGCUGAAAACGUGACUCUCCCAGGUUACGUGGAGGCCUUUGCCCACGCUCGCUACCCCCAGGACUCCCCGCCCCGAGCACCUCGACAGUACAGCCAGACCCAACCCUCCAACAACCCGUUGCAGACCAUUGACCGGGCUCAGACUCCUUCCUCCGCAGCCUCGCAGCAGAGCCUGACGGAGAACGAGACCUCAGACAUGUCCUACAGCAACAUCUCUACGGCCGCCUUAGUGAAGGCCAUCCGGGAAGAGGUGGCCAAACUGGCCAAGAAACAGACAGGCAUGUUUGAGUUCCAGGUCUAACGGUGUCGAACGCGUGGCGAGCACUUGGCGAGGCCACUAGAUCUGUUCGGAUGAAGAAGAUCCUCUUGGCUCCACCUGACCUCGUCCCUUCUGACACUCCCGUCUUCCCAUUACAGCGUCAAGCUUUGUUUUAAAAUUAAAUGAGUCCCAGUGUCCCGGCCUCCUGUUCCUGUCGCUCUCAGGCCUUCAGUCACACCCGAGGCGAAACCCGAAGCGGAGACGGAAAUAAGUUGGUUUGUGCCUUGGACGAUUUGGAUUCAGUUCACAUCCUGGCUGGGUGGGUGGCAAAGUGUGUAGUUGUUGUUGGCAUUUAAACAAACAAACAAACAAACAAAAACUAACUGAAACAUCAGUUUUCACUGUCCAGACCUCGUUUGCCAACAAAGCCAAUAUUUCAGAUCAAGUGUUUUUUUUUUGUUUCCAAGAGAAAUCUUCUUUUUUUAUACAUACCUUUGUGCACAUAAAAAUAAUCCCGAUAAACUGUCCAUUUCUGGUUACAUCAUUUUAGUACGUGCAGAUUCCUAUUCUUGACGCCGAAAGAUGAGUCAGCCACAUGGAUUUCUUUUAAGCAGUGACUGGACAGAACAAGCUGUUUGACUCGGUGCCAACUUCAAGGGAAAACAACUCAACAACAACUUGCUUUUAUACAGUGCCCUUCAGCCCGGCCGGCGUCCCGGAGAGCUCGACAGUGGCAGAGUCUGAAGCUGAGCCGGGGGAGAGGGAGUGGGGAGGUGA
Callorhinchus milii (elephant shark) is the source of this 5156-nucleotide messenger RNA. RefSeq names its product UPF0606 protein KIAA1549L. The transcript is spliced from 22 exons. NCBI's taxonomy places the organism in Eukaryota, Metazoa, Chordata, Chondrichthyes, Chimaeriformes, Callorhinchidae. The record is from RefSeq and is a predicted model, not a curated record. The coding region runs from base 66 to 4421 and encodes 1451 amino acids.